CCACAUUUCACCAAGUCCAAUCACAGACCCUAUUAUGGUAAUAUCUGGAGUUUAGACAGGCUAUAGCAAAUAUAGGUAUAUAAAUAUUUAUAUAUAAGACGACGAGUGAAAUAUUUAAUUAACAGUUAGAUUUUCUUUCUUUUUUUUUUGUUUAGUCAUUCAUACAAUUCAACUGUUCACUAUGGCACAAACUAUACAAAAUCCAAUUAUCAUUGUAGGUGGUGGACUUGCUGGAUUAUCAGCCGCACAUCAACUGUACCUUCGAGGUGCUAAUGUUAUCCUUAUUGAUAAACAAGGAUUUUUAAGUGGUAAUAGUGGUAAGGCAACUUCUGGUAUAAAUGGUGCAUUAACUAGAACUCAAAUUGAUCUUGGUAUAAAAGAUAGUGUACAACAAUUUUAUAAUGAUACUUUAGCUACAGCAAAGGAUAGAGCUAAUCCAGAAUUAAUUAAAGUAUUAACUUAUAAUUCAGCUGAUGCAAUUCAUUGGUUACAAGAAAUAUUUAAUUUAGAUCUUACUAUUGUUUCAAGAUUAGGUGGACAAUCUCAACCUAGAACUCAUAGAGGUAAAGAUUCUAAAUUUCCUGGAAUGGCUAUAACUUAUCGUUUAUUAGAAACUUUAGAAUCUUUAAGUGAAUCUGAACCUCAUAGAGUUGUUAUUCUUAAAAAUUGUCAAGUAAUUGAUCUUUUAAAACAAGAUUCAAAUGAUUUUAUUGUUAAAGGUGUUAGAUAUAAAAAUUUGAAGGAUAAAUCAAAACAUGAAUUAUAUGGUCCAGUAAUUAUGGCAACAGGAGGUUAUGCAGCUGAUUUUACAAAGAAUUCUCUUUUAAAGAAAUAUAGACCAGAUAUUUUAAAUUUACCUUCAACUAAUGGUAAUCAUGCUACUGGUGAUGGUCAAAAAAUUAUUAUGAAAAAUAAAGGGGUAGGAAUUGAUUUAGAUAAAGUUCAAGUUCAUCCAACUGGAUUAAUUGAUCUUAAUGAUAAAGAUGCAAUUAAUGGUAUUAAACAACCAAGAUUUUUAUUCUUAGGUGCAGAAGCCUUAAGAGGUGAAGGUGGUUUAAUGUUUAAUUCUAAAGGUGAAAGAUUUGUUGAUGAAUUAGGUACAAGAGAUUAUGUUAGUGGAGAAAUGGAAAAACAAUUAAAAUUAGGUAAUGGACCAAUUAGAUUAGUAUUAACUGAAGAAGCAGAAAAGAAAUUAGAAUUUCAUGUAAAACAUUAUAAAUCAAGAAAUUUAAUGAAAACUAUUUCUGGUAAAGAAUUAUUACAAGAAUUAAAUUUACAAUCUAAUCCUAAAAAAUUACAAGAUCAAUUAGAAAUUUAUAAUAAAGCUGCUAAGGGUGAAAUUCCUGAUCCAUUUGAUAAGAAAUAUUUCCCUGCUACACCAUUUAAAUUUGAUAAUAAUGCAAAAUAUCAUGUAUCAUUUAUUACUAGAGUUUUACAUUUUACUAUGGGCGGAGUUAAGAUUAAUGACAAAUCACAAGUGUUAUAUUCAACUGGUGAAAAUGAGUAUGCACCAUUUGAAGGUUUAUAUGCUGCUGGUGAAUUGGCAGGUGGAGUUCAUGGUCAUAAUAGAUUAGGUGGUUCUUCAUUAUUAGCUUGUGUAGUUUAUGGAAGAUUAGCAGCAGAUCAGGCUACUAGUUAUUUUAUGCACAAGUUAAGUAGUAAAGAUGGAUCAGUUUCAUCUACUGAAUCAGAUGGAGCAAACGGAAGAUUACAAAUGAUCAAUUUACAUAUUGAUCCAAGAAAUCCUCAGCAAGUUACUAUUGAUUGGUCCAAUGUAGGAACAUCUGAUCCAAGUAAUGGUAGUAAUAAGCCUAUUGCUUCUAUUCCAACUCCUUCUGCACCAGCUCCAGCACCUGCUUCUGCUCCUGCUUCUGCUCCAUUUAAGCAAUUUGAGAUUCCAAGCAAGGAAUUCACUGAAGCUGAAAUUGCUAAACAUAACAAGCCUAAUGAUUGUUGGGUAAUUAUCAAGAAUGUAGUAUUGGAUUUGACUCCAUUCUUGAAAGAUCAUCCUGGUGGAGAACAAUCAAUUGCAAAUUUUGCAGGUAAAGAUGCCACUGAAAGCUUUGAAAUGUUACAUGAUGACAGUUUUAUUGAAAAAUAUACAAAGGAAUGUGUUUUAGGUAGAGUUAAAGGUAAAACUCCAGCAUUAGAAUUCUAAUAUAAAUAUAUAUAUAUAUUUAAAUAAGUAACAUGACUUGAGUUUAAAUAAGAUU
Scheffersomyces amazonensis is the source of this 2213-nucleotide messenger RNA. It is a transcript of the gene OSM2, whose product is annotated as fumarate reductase. NCBI's taxonomy places the organism in Eukaryota, Fungi, Ascomycota, Pichiomycetes, Serinales, Debaryomycetaceae. The record is from RefSeq and is a predicted model, not a curated record. The coding region runs from base 182 to 2158 and encodes 658 amino acids. Gene Ontology annotation, molecular function: FMN binding; heme binding; oxidoreductase activity. The transcript has a single exon.